CCGUCACAUACAUCUAACCAAUUUUAAGAUAACACUACGUAGACGUAAGAUGCGAAGAUAUUCCAUCUGAACAUAUCACGUCUCCAAGAAGAUACAUGACUCGAAAAUCCGUCCGUCCGUCCACUUCACUCUUCUAAUCCUUCCAAGAAAAGCUCGUGAGAGGCAACAUCUCCAAGGCGUUUGGACGAUGAGACUGAUGCCGUUCCUUCGUACGAAGAUCUUUUUCUUUUUAGACUGGGAUGGGUAUGUACGCAGGCAUUUCGACGAUCGCUUGAAUGAAACAAGAGCUUGCAAUGGCAGCUGUGAGAGAGAACUACACGUCUUGAGAAGGAGGUUAGUAAGUUUUGCAAAAUUACGUGGCUGUGAUGCCAAUGUUAUGCUUCAAUCUAAUGCCACCCUCCUGCACCGCACUAGGGUAGACGUCUCGUCACCUUCCAUCCACCAGCUCGGCAUUCUAGCACACUGGUCGUUGAUACAACGGUCCUACAAACCUUUUGACCCGCCAUCUUCACACUUCAUCUGCUCGAGCACGAACGUCACCGCGUUGUUCACUAUUAUGACAGUCUUUCACGGUACUGUUCAGAACAUCCCAUCCCUAUCGCACGGAAACCCUCCUAUGUCCCUGGCCUUCCCACCGCACCCCUUGAAUCCCCUAGAGUCCCGGAGUCAUGUGUAGACGGUGGUUUGAACGGUCGUGUACAUACCUUGC
This is a messenger RNA of Aaosphaeria arxii CBS 175.79, 709 nucleotides long. RefSeq lists its product as uncharacterized. NCBI's taxonomy places the organism in Eukaryota, Fungi, Ascomycota, Dothideomycetes, Pleosporales. The record is from RefSeq and is a predicted model, not a curated record. The coding region runs from base 188 to 676 and encodes 162 amino acids. The transcript has a single exon.